AAUAUGGAUAAUUUAAUACGAGUUUUGGGAAAUUUUUGACGUUUUACAUGCAGUACGUUUAAGUACCAACCAUAGAUUCUAAACAAACCAAAACUACUAGCAAAUAGCAAUGCUCGUAGUUGCCUAACCAAUAUACUGUACCUAGGAAAUUGUGAUAGAAGACUAAAGUUUUAAAUUACUAAUGUUACAAUUGAAAAUAUUUGGAUUUUCUCCAUCUUGUCACAAAAAUAGUUUGUGCAAAAAGUUAUAAAAGUCUAAGACGCCACGGCCACAAGGGACCGGUUGAUUCUUUUCAUUAAAUUUCAAUGUGUUCUGGAAAUGGUUUGCAAAGAGGACGUGGUAUCAUGGUUUAAAGAAUUGGAAAGCUAUAAACGUAUAGACGCAAUGUGUACAUUACUAAAUAUGUGCUUGCCAUUCGAAUUACGUUUUAUCGGGACGUACUUAGAAGAGCUCGGUAAACGAGACUUUCAGGAGUUGCGUGGAGCGGAACUUAGGGCCAAUAAUCCAACAGAUCUUGCCGCCGAUAUUGGAGGAGCUGAUACAGACUCCAGAACACGACGAAAAAUGGCACUUUAUGUCUCUCUGUUAAGGUCAUGUAAUUUUGCAUGUGCUACAACAUUGUACAAUGCCAUGGUAAACUUAGAACAAAGUGGCCUUCUCAAAGGUCUAUAUGGCGAUCUGCUUGAAGAAAUAUUGCUGUUAUAUACUAUGGCUCUUCACCAUCCAGCAUUUACAUUUGACCAAAAGUCACAUUUUGGUGAAAUAUUAGAUAAGCUGAAAUUGGAAGAUCAACGGCUACAAUUUCAAGAGCAUCAAGAACAUCUCAAUGUAGUCCCAGUGAGUGGUUGCCAUACUCAAUCCAAUGUUACUCUAAACAUGUCAAUUCCACCUCCAAAUAUACCAAAUUUGGGGCCUCCUCCUGGUUUAAUGUUUGUGAAGACGUCUGGAGUUCAGCCCAACAGCUCAGAAGCAGUGCCAGAAAUCAGUUCACCACCAGUGCUCAAUACGGGCGGACUGCAGAUAUUACCUGAUGUGCCUCAUCCACCGCCUGGUUUGCCAAUACCACAAUAUAACAUAGGCGAAUUCAUAGGACCGCACACAUGGCCAGCUAAUAUUAUAGUAUCUCCACUUAAUCCGCCAAUGGAGGUAAUAAAUUACCAAGCAACUGGUGGUCCUCCACCUUCACCACUAGUAUCUUCUCCUGGGGACAGUCGUGCCGCAUCGCCUCGAUCUCGUCGCCGUUUAUCACGUGACCGUUCACCGCCGCUGCCAGAGCCGCCUAUACAACAUCUAUCUGCUAACUUUGACAGUCUUUCUGUUGGAGAGUUGCGACAUACAAUCGGCGAGGAACGUCUCCGUGAAAUCAGUGCGGUACACCAGUACCGGUCGCUGGAGAAACUAAACGGGGUGAGACGACGGGCAGCCUACUGUCCCCCUGCGACCUCGUCGGACUCCUCAAGUACGGGAUCCACACCCCCCGGGACCCCUGCGCCCCCGCAGCGUCGUCACACGCCCUCCGCACCGCCCCCCGGAACUGCCCCGCCCGUGCCCUUCAUACAGUACCCGCGCCCCUAUCCGUACCCCACGCCGCCUCCCGCGUACCGUCCGCCGCCCGCGCCUUUCGCGAAUGGUGAACCGCCGCCUUAUCCCGCCCCUGCCCCCUACGCAGGAUACGUGCCCGUCCUAUACGCGCCCCCCAAGCUCUCUUGCUGGAACUGCGGCGCUGCGGGACACGCCGGACAUGAAUGCAAAGAACCUAGUAUGGAAGAAAUGACCCGCGCGGGGGGCUAUCAGUUAGAUUUCGGCGGUGCCCCCCCUGAAGCGACGGAUAAAUAGAACCAACUGAAGAUCGCUUGGUCCUUCGAGCCGGAUGCCCGAGAGUGUGAGCUCGUCCGCCACGCCGGACAGUUAAGUGUGCGAAGGGUUCAUAACGAUAAAUGUAAGUGAUUGCACUUUUUUAGGAUUGCACUGAUUUAGGCCCAGUGAAUUGGUGUUAGAUAAGAAUACUUUUGCAAAGGUGCAAAUGGUACAUCCAGCAUAGAAAAUAAUCUGUAUUGAAAGUGCAGUUACGAAGAGAUUAUAACGUGGGAAUUCCAUCUAUUGCGAUAAUAUUAAUUCACAGCCAAAAUAUGUAUAAAUUACAAGUGCCAUUUAUGUUUAGUUCAAAAUCAGUAAAUGUUAUGUAAAAAUAAAAAGCAAAAAAAAAAAAAAAAAAAAAACCUAAAAAUACCAAAAA
This is a messenger RNA of Pieris napi, 2236 nucleotides long. RefSeq lists its product as uncharacterized. Lineage: Eukaryota; Metazoa; Arthropoda; Insecta; Lepidoptera; Pieridae. The coding region runs from base 319 to 1836 and encodes 505 amino acids. Gene Ontology annotation, molecular function: zinc ion binding; nucleic acid binding. The transcript has 4 exons. The record is from RefSeq and is a predicted model, not a curated record.